AUGUAUAAUUUCUUUUUCCUGAACACAUCCAAAGUCCUGCCUACAGCCCAUAAAGUCGAUGGGAAGGGCAAGGCUGGACGGGAUGGAUACCCGGGUCCACUUGGCUUGGAUGGCAAACCUGGUUUACCAGGUCUGAAAGGAAGCCAGGGACCAGUUGGACCCAAGGGAGAAAAGGGUGACCAAGGAGACAUUGGGCCACGGGGGCCUCCUAACUACAACACAUUUGCAGGUCUGCACAGUAAUCAGAUUCUCACUGUCAAGGGUGACCAGGGCCAGGCUGGACCCGCUGGUCCUCCCGGUCCCCCAGGUCCUCCUGGUCCCAGAGGCCCCCCUGGGAACACGGGCAAGGACGGGCCCCGUGGCCCUGCUGGAGAGCCAGGUUUUCCAGGUCGUGAUGGCGUUGUGGGACAGCAGGGAUUGCCUGGGAAGCCGGGAGAAGAUGGUGAGCCCGGCUAUCCAGGGCCACAGGGUCCCCCAGGGGCAAAGGGCGAGCCAGGUACAGGAGAGAAGGGAGAGAGAGGCAUGGAUGGACUCCCAGGACUAAAGGGUGACAAAGGGGAAAUAGGAGAACAAGGACCACAGGGCCCCAUGGGUUAUACUGGUGAAAAAGGCACCGCAGGUUCCUCAGACAUCAUCGACUUCAAUGGGAAGCUUCUAGAUGCUUUCCAGGCCAUCAACACCAUCAGUGUUUCGGGCCCCCCUGGACCACCGGGACCCCCAGGCCCUACAGGGGAAAAGGGUGAGCUUGGUUUACCAGGUCCGGCAGGAGUUGAUGGGGAGAAGGGACCUAAAGGUGACCUUGGGGAGACUGGACCACCUGGCGAGAGAGGGGAGAAAGGAGAGAUGGGCCUCUCUGGGCCUGCUGGUAUGGACGGACAGAAAGGAGAGAAAGGCGACUGCAGACUGGAUGACAACCUGGUUCAGAUGAUUUCUCAACCAGGCCCACCUGGUCCACCUGGCCCUCCAGGAGUUCCCGGGUCCCCUGGAUCCAUGGGGCUGCAUGGGAUGCCUGGUCCUAAGGGGGAACCUGGAGCUGGGAUGAAGGGAGAAAAGGGGGACAUUGGAGCGACUGGAGCCAGAGGAGUAGAUGGCCUCCAGGGUCUACCUGGAUCUGCAGGGUUAGUCGGUCUUCCAGGUGCAAAGGGAGAAAAAGGCCGACCAGGGGAGCCUGGACUAGAUGGUUUUCCGGGUCUGAUGGGAGACAAAGGCGACCGAGGGGAAAGAGGCGAGAAGGGUGACAGGGGAGCAGUGGGAAAGAGAGGUCUAAAGGGCCAGAAGGGAGAGCAGGGUCCUCCAGGCUUGGACCAGCCUUGUCCUGUGGGUUGUGAUGAGACUAAAGGUCUGUCUGCGGACUCAGGGCUUUCUUCCCCUCCAGCUCCUCCUCUUCAUCCUUCCGGCCCUGAGGCCCCCUGUCCUGUGGGACAGGAUGGCCUGCCCAUACCAGGCUGCUGGCACAAGGAGGAGAUGGCGAGGCAGAAGCUCAAGCGCAAGCGUCUCUCUCAGCCCUGAAGGGAUGCGGGGCCUGGUGGAGAAAGGACACACUGACAGGCAGAGAGCGUGAGGGGCAGAUUGGCCUUUAUGAAGCAGAGAGAGCCAUGUAAUGCCUCAGUGUCAUACCGAACACUCAGAUCCUCUGUUAUGGAAACUCUCCAGGAGGGGGCGACAGAGAACACUGCUUUUCCACAUUCACCUGGGAAGAGAAGACACAUGUGGCUGAUGAUGUGGAGCAAUAGCUUGAUAACCAGUUGAAGUCGUUUGGGAGGCAAUGAUGUCACUGGCACAUAAGGAAGGAUUUACUGCACAGAUACAUUGAACAUGUUUUGGUGAUCUCUUGUAUGGCUCUUUAGCAAAGGUUUUCACUAAUUCAAUGCAUGAUCAUAACAAGGCACAGUGUUGUUUAGCAUCCUGCCAGCUUGUAUGACUUGUGGUCCCUCAUUGAAACAACAAAUGACAGUAAAUUCAUUUUCAUUUUCAAUAAGCAGUCUUUAAUAGUCUUUCCAUUUGAGCAAGCCACUCAGAAAAGUCAGUAAGUCAACCUUUUUUCUUGUUUUUUUAAGGCUUACACUUCCAGCAGUGGUGACUUGUGUGUUGUUUAUUUUUAUUCCGUUAUAUACUUAUCUUAUUUUGUCCAGUUACAUUUUGCAUUCCUGUGCAUCGACAUGUUUGUGAAAUAUAUAGAUAGUGAAACUUCAAGACCAGACUUGAAGGAACCAUUCACAGUAUUCAUGUUCAAUCAGUGUUUCAGUGUUUCAACCAGGGAGCAAGUCAGCUCCAACAUUAGACUGGUUCUGUUUGAGUUGCCUUAACAAAUGAUUGUCAAUCAAAUUCUUUUCUUAAUAGUUUUCAAUGUGACUGAUAAUUAUCUUUUAAUCACAGAUGAAGACAUGUUUAAUUACUGUUGCCAUUUUUACUGUUGUAAGUUCUUGCUGCUGACUUGUGUGUGUUGUUUGUUUGAUAUUUUUUGAACCAAUAUUAGUCAUUUGGACUGAAGGACUAACAGACUAAAGUAUGAGAAUUGAAACAAAUGUCAUUGAUUUUUUUUUAAAUUUUAUUUUGAUAAUUAUUCAUUUUAAUUCAGCAAUACAUCUUAGUACAGUGGUUUAUAAUUGUCAGUUAUAAUGCAUAUUUUUUUGUGUUUUUUCUUUCAUCUAUCACAACAAGUUUUAAUCUUUGUCAUGCAUUUUUCUCAGAUGGAAUCAUUUCUUGGUGCUUAAAUACUUUUAAAAACUCUUAUAUACCUGUUUAAAGCUCUACUUUGCAUACACAUGCAAACUAUGGUUGGCUUAACUACACUCAUGUACACACACACAUGCAUCAUUGUUUAAAGAAAUGUAGAACAUAGGAAAAAAACUUUACUUCACUGAUGUACCAUUAACUAUUGUCAAAUAUUUACACGACAAAGGUUAGAUGGAAUUACAUGGAAUCAUUAUUUGGUUCUGCUUACAUGUGUAGAAUUAGGCCUACAUUUACAUUAAUGGGAAAUGGUAUUACUUUUUCUUAGUGGACGUUGAUAGUCUAUUAGUUGCACUCUUUUGAUACAAUAUGAAUAACAUUAAGCAGUCAUGAUCAGGUUAAUCCCAAAUCAUGACUGACUUGCAAUGAUUUACAAUAUUUUCAUUGUUAACCUGAAUAUGAACCAUCACAAUACUUUAUUGGUUGAUUAUCUUCAAUCACAAUCAGCAUGCAAACAUCUAUAAUUCCAAUUUUUGCCCACAAUCACAAACACUGCAUCAUUUUCAAAUUUCAAACAGUAACAUUAAGUAAUAUUAUGGUUGUUUGUUGUUUUUGGUAUGAUUUUAGAUGGGAUCUUGAAAUUAAUCAGGAGAACACAAAUGGAUAAGUGAUGUGUGAAAAAGUGAAAAUGGAAUUUGCUAUUGAAUUUGUUCAUAGUCCAAUUUAGGAGAAGGACAAGAGUGUUAAUACAGUACAUUGGUAAUACUGACCUCCUAUUUGUCAUUAAAAAUAUCCGCUGGCUGACCGGUAAACUUGUUCACUUCAUAAUGCAGGCCACAUUUUACUGCACUGCAUAGUUCCUGUUUAGGUCUGAAAUGACUCUAGUCAGUUUUGCAAAGAUCCCUUUAUAUUAUAUCUUCCAAUGUUGCGUAAGUGACAUCACACAAAUCAAUUUCCAUAUCAGUGGGAUAAUCUAGUUGUGAAGUCCUGCUCAUUUUUUUCUACUUCAGAGGAGUUUUGUAAGAAAUAUCAGUGCAUCACUUAAUAAACCUAUACAGUACAACUUGUUUAUGAAGUUAAAGGUAUUCUAGAAAUGCUCUCUAUGAAACGAAAAUCUGUAAAUGGGUUGCAUAUCAAUAAGUCAAGACAGAAUAGAUGACAUACAAACUUUAUUUGAGAAUCAUGUUGAGUGAGAAAAUCUUUUGAAAGCAGAAUGGUUUAACUACAAAUCACGCAGGCCAUGGCAUUAUUUUACUGGAAGCUGAUGGUUAUCUGUCACUUAACAUUAUUAUAUGUGUUUAUUUCUUUUGCAGAUUCUAUCAGUUUCAGUUUUAAGGCUUAAUGAAGUCAAUAAAUGGCACAAUAUCUAAAUACAGUUUGGCGUUUUAGCAAACCAUAUAUCACAGUAUUAGCUUGACUUUGUGAGAAUGUUUUUCGGUUGUGUAUUUGGUUGUAAAAGAAUUAAGCUAUUUUUGUAAUUACUUGUCUAAAUAUGUAUAACUUGAAAUCUGGUUAACUAAACAUGUAGACUGAAAUAAACUUUCUGGUUUAUG
Molecule: messenger RNA, 4226 nt
Organism: Seriola aureovittata
Lineage: Eukaryota; Metazoa; Chordata; Actinopteri; Carangiformes; Carangidae
Product: collagen alpha-1(XXIII) chain-like
Exons: 29
Coding region: 1-1509 (502 amino acids)
Source: RefSeq, a predicted model, not a curated record